Molecule: messenger RNA, 1410 nt
Organism: Coccomyxa subellipsoidea C-169
Lineage: Eukaryota; Viridiplantae; Chlorophyta; Trebouxiophyceae; Coccomyxaceae
Exons: 7
Coding region: 106-822 (238 amino acids)
Source: RefSeq, a predicted model, not a curated record
GAGAUUCACACCUAUCCUUCUGAUCUUCUCGCCGCACACCCACCCGCCCGACCGAGCAUCAACCGCUCGACAGCGAACAAGGUCGACAGCCAAGAGUCGCCUGCAAUGAGGACAAUUGCCUGCAUCGCGGUCCUAGUGGCCCUCAUCGCAGCAGCAGGAGCUCGCGACCUGCCACCAGCUUCUGCUCCGGCUCCUGCUAUGUCCAAGCCCAUCGCCGACCUUGUCUUCACGCUCUCCGCCGAGAAGGCCAGCUUCCCCACCUCGACCACCCUGCAGCUGCAGGGCGUCAGCUCCACCGCCCAGUACUACGGAGCAGGUGCCAAGGCCGGACUGAUCUCCACCUCAGUAUUCACCAACGGCUCGGCAGGGGCUGAGUACGUGGCCAGCAAUGGCGAGUGGCUGAACGUGCCUGACGCCGUUCUAUUUGCGACCAGCGGCAGCAGCAACAAGGCCAUCCUGAUCUCCCUGCAAGAUCCCAUCUACAACAAGGAAGACAAGACCGUGACCUUCAACAUCGCCGUGCUGCCUGCGGACGAGGCUGCACUCAAGACGGCGCGCGGCGUGACCAACGAGCUUGUGAUGGAGCACGCCAACAACGUGGGCACCCCCCUGACCGAGGCGGUGCAGCCGAGUGCGGUGUGGAAUGACGUCGCUCUCUUCAUCGACCAGAACCGCGAGUCCCUCAAGCCCAUCGCCGAGACCAAGUGGGGCAGCGGGUCUGGCUGGGGUGGAUCCGGCUGGGGUGGAUCCGGCUGGGGAUCUGGCUCUGGCAGCCGCGGCUGGAACAGCGGCUGGGGCAGCAAUUAUGGCUGGGGCAAGUAGGAUGGCACAUUGGGUGCCUCCCAUACCACCGGCACUGCUUGAAAUGGUGCAACUUUGUACAAACAAGCACGCAGGGGAACAAGUGAACCUCAGGAAGCAGCAUGACUCCGGCAGAGCAGGCUUGCACGGGCCUGCAAAGAAUGCAGCAGGCAUAUUAUUAUAUGGUAGUUCAGAUUAAUUUAUUUGAGAAUGAAAAGGGUGCCUGGACAUUCCUUUGUUUCAUCAGUAGGAUCAAAGAAAAAUUUACCAAUGAAGUCAGGUUGGCCUCCAUGGCCAGCUCAGAAGGUACAGAACAGUAGACAGUAAUGAAGCUGAUGGUGAUGAGUAUGAGUAUGACGGGGUAAUACAAGCCAUUCAUUUGCACAUGUACAAUUGGAAUAAAUACUGAGCGCCAGGCUCUGCCUUGCACACCCAUUCUUGGGUGUGUACUUUGCAUGAAGUGUGAUAUUGAAUGGCAGCUCCAGGACAUUGUUGCAGGGCAUUGUCCUGUGCAGUUCUGCCUCGCAUGUAGUGACAAUUAUAUGCUGAUUCUGGGGCCACAAGGUCACCCGAACGUGUAAUCGAUUUACAGUGCAAACAUUUCAAGUC